This is a messenger RNA of Pseudogymnoascus verrucosus, 2217 nucleotides long. RefSeq lists its product as uncharacterized. The coding region runs from base 1 to 2217 and encodes 738 amino acids. The transcript has 2 exons. Gene Ontology annotation, cellular component: nuclear RNA-directed RNA polymerase complex. Gene Ontology annotation, molecular function: RNA-directed RNA polymerase activity. The record is from RefSeq and is a predicted model, not a curated record. Lineage: Eukaryota; Fungi; Ascomycota; Leotiomycetes; Thelebolales; Thelebolaceae. Gene Ontology annotation, biological process: siRNA processing.
AUGGAGGUGUUUGUUCGAGGUGCGUCUGAGCGGGCAACAGAGGCUCAAAUGACGAAUUUCUUCCAACCGACCAUGAGUGGGCUUUCAAUCGAAAGCUGGCACUGCCAGAAGUGGAAGCAGAAACGUUUUGCGACAUUAACCUUCCUCAGAAAGGAAGAAGGGAACAAAUUCUUAAACAAACAUGGACAGACAAGGAACAGUCAAACCCGCGGCUCUUCUCCCCUUAUAUUCCAAGGUGCUCUGCUUCUCUGUAGUCUGAGCAACAAGCCGCCCGAACCGUUUGCCCUGAAGAGUCUGGAGAUGGAUGCGAACGCGAGGAAGUCAGGGUCUACGACCAAGAAGACACCACAUUCAGUACCUGGCCAGGGCCACAGUACUCUCGAGUGCUCAUCUGUAUCAUGUGGGAUUUGGGAUUACAUUGGUUCAGACCUCGUCUUCACGUCAUACCUGGAUUUGAAAGUACACGGAAAAGUAAAGUUCGGCUCAAAGGUUGCUGUUAUAACCUUGGACACCAAUCAGCGCAUUGAUAUACUGUACUCAAUAGUGCAACAAAUCACGACCGAGGGCCUCCCGCAGCCUGCAAUCACUGUCACGUUGAGUGAGGCUCCACACUUCUUCAAAUCUGCCAAUAGCGGCGAUUCGACGAGCACAACACUUGCAAUGAAUACGGAGCACUUGGUCAGAUUGAUGGAGUCUUUGAUUACAAAACCCACUCAAGGUCAAAGUAGACUGAGAGUCCCUGGAUUGGACAGUGAACAUGAGAAGAUUUCGGGAAGCUGUCUGGUAUACAGGAUUGGGCUUGUCAGUGAUUCGCUUUCGGAGCAAAUGAAAGCUCUGAGCUACGCGCGUGGGAUACCACCAACUGUUCAGCGCCAUGUCAGCAUGCGCAGAUCGAAAGACCGAUAUGUAACAGAGAUUAAUAGGCUCCUCCAAACACUGGCAACCUCCUACUCCACACUUCCGUUCGAGAUCGCCUUCCAGGUACAAAAAUUGGCACAAAAUAGUUAUCUGUCACCAAGUACAGUCCUAGAAUUGUUACCAGAGAUAGUAUGCUUGUGGAAGCGAUCUGAUCACCGUGUUUGUACCCGUGCAGUUCGUCGUCUGUUCAACGAGAUUCCCUUCCGCGGUCCCGAUACCGAUGCCAUGACAUUUCAGGUCGAUACGUUAAUAUCGUUACUAAAGGACAACGAAAAGAAAUUGAAGAGCGGAGGCCUCUAUGUUGAUGAACCAAUGGAAUCUGACAAUGUAGCUAUCAUACAUAGGAUCAGUGUUACGCCUACUGGGAUCUAUAUGUAUGGCCCGGACCCUGAACAGAAUAACCGCGUUCUUCGAAAGUAUCCCAAGCAUCACAAUUUUUUCCUCCGCGUUCAAUUCUGUGAUGAAAGUGGCGAACAGGUCCAAUACAAUCCUGGGGCGUCCAAUGAUCCAAUAUUCUACGAAAGAUUUAAGAAGGUGUUGGAUGAAGGUAUUCUAAUAACCGGGAGACAAUUUUCAUUCCUGGGAUUCUCCCAUUCGUCUCUUCGAGCACAAUCUUGCUGGUUUAUGGCCCCAUUCUUCCAUAAUGGGCAUCUUCUCCUUGACCGAAACCUCAUUGCAGGUCUGGGUGAUUUCUCGAACAUCCGAUGUCCAGCAAAAUGUGCUGCUAGAAUAGGACAAGCAUUUUCAGAGACUCCGACGGCGGUCACUCUAGAACCCGGAGUUGCUAAGGUCAUGAACGACGUGGAACGGAAUGGGCGUGUAUUUAGUGAUGGCGUUGGAACAGUGUCGAUGUCUGUCAUAGAGCAGAUAUGGGAUAGUCUACCGAGAGCAAGACAAAAGCAAACAACUCUCUUUCAGAUCCGAUACUCCGGCGCAAAAGGCAUGAUUGCUUUAGAUAGUCGUCUUCAAGGCCACUCCAUUUAUUUGCGUAAGUCGAUGAUAAAGUUCCCUGGGUCUGACUCAACCGAUAUCGAGAUAUGCGGUGCUGCGUACAAACCACUCCCACUAUAUCUCAACCAGCAGAGUAUCAAAAUACUCGAAGACAUGGGCGUCAAGGAUGAGUUUUUCCUCGACCUUCAAGCAAAAGAGGUUGAACGGCUUCGAAUGGUUACAACCAGUUCGGUAAAUGCCUCGAUAUUUCUCAGAACGCAAAGUGUUGGCGACUUAAUACAACUCCCGUGGUUCAUUAAAAAGCUAGAUAGCUUAAAUCUAUCAUUUAAAGCAGACAGUUUCCUUUGA